Dicentrarchus labrax (European seabass) is the source of this 4127-nucleotide messenger RNA. Its product is annotated as trace amine-associated receptor 13c-like. Lineage: Eukaryota; Metazoa; Chordata; Actinopteri; Moronidae. Gene Ontology annotation, cellular component: membrane. Bases 2719 to 3708 code for a protein of 329 amino acids. Gene Ontology annotation, biological process: G protein-coupled receptor signaling pathway. The record is from RefSeq and is a predicted model, not a curated record. Gene Ontology annotation, molecular function: trace-amine receptor activity. The transcript is spliced from 2 exons.
GACUUAUAUUAUAUUGUCUUUUACUUGUUCUGAUUUCUUGCAUUGUACAGGCUAGAAGAGAAAAGUUAAUGAAAAAAGAAGGAUAUACUAUAUAUAAUAUACACUCCAUCUGCAAGGAAUUGUUUAUCAGCUUCAUAAAUUAAAAAAGGUCCAGUGUGUAACAUUUAGAAGGAUCUAUUGUCACAAACUGACAACAAUGCCAGUAAAUCUUUCACAGUGGACCUUUAACUAAGUGAUUCCAUAAAAAACUCCUGAAUCCUGACAAACAUACAUAUCACUCGCAGACCAAAAGUUAAUGUCGCAUACAGCCUUGGAAUUGAACACAAAUAAUGUGAGCACCACUACAGUUUGCAUAUUUUCCCUAACAAUGAUGACAACGACAGUCUGCUAGUCGGCCCACCACUGUGGUCCAGAGUGAAAUAUCUCAACAACCCCUGAUUGAUUGCCAUGAAGUUGUGUAUUUACAUUUAAGUUGUACAAUUGGUGAGAUAAUGCAUUGGUGACGCUUUUGACUCAAAGGUCAAGGUAAUAGUGACCUCAAAAUUAACUUGACGAACAGUUUUAGUCAUAACCCUUACCUUUACACUACCCAAAAGGUGAAAGGUCAUCUCCACUCUGAAAUCAUAAUGUCCUGGAAAAAUACUUUUUUGUUGUUUAUUGUCAUUCAACACCAUAACUCUGGAAAAGAAGGAGAGAUUGCAGUGUUAUUUCACAGUCAGUGAAGGGCCUGCUGUAUUUUUCCCUUGCUGUUGUCAUGAAUGCCUUGGGAGCACCUGGGCAGUCUCCCAGGGGCAUUUAAGGUCCAGCUACCUGUCAUUCACUCUCUCUUUGUUUCUCUGGCACCAUGUUUCUGUUUGGUUGGACUCUGCCUGGUUAUUAGUUGGAUUUUGCACCUUACUACACCCUCACCCAUCACUUAUUCCCUCAUGCACCUACUGACACGCUGAUGUUACUGAUUAUCACAUCUUAUUGUUUUCAACAUAUUUCCUGUAUAUUAUUUGAGUUGCAUUAUGGUUAAGUAAUACAAUGGUACAUCUUUAAGUUUAAAACAGUUUAAAGUUUAAAAGAGAGAUUGAAGCGUUAUUUCACAGUUAUUGAAGGGCCUGCUGUAUAUUUCCUUUGCCCUGGGAGAACCUGGGCCGUCUCCCAGGGGCAUUUAAGGUCCAGCCGUCCCGUUAUUCACUCUCUCUUUGUUUCUCCGGCACCAUGUUUCUGUUUGGUUGGACUCUGCCUGGUUAUUAGUUGGAUUCUGCAACUUACUACACCCUCACCCAUCACUUAUUUACUUAUACAACUACUGACACACUGAUAUUACUAACUACCACAUCUCAUUAUUAGUCUCUUCAGUAUAUUUCCUGUAUGUUAUUUGAGUUGCAUUAUGGUUAAGUUAUACAAUGGUACAUGUUUAAGUUUAAAACUGUUUCCCUCCUAUUUAUGCAUGGUCCACAAGACGGGUAAUGACAGCCGGUCACUUUUGACUUAAAGGUCAAAGGUCAUUUUGACCUAAAAAUAGGUUUUUAGCCAUAAUUUAAGAAUGGAUUGGUCGAUUGCAGAUUUCAAACACACACGCUGACUGGGACGACACAAUAAGUGAGCAAUAACUAACACAGUAUGGGCUUUCAUCUUUCCACCUUAUCCAUUCUCCUAUUCACUUCUGUAGGUGCUAUGAUAAAUCACAGUGGUACCAUACAGUGGUGUAAUUGUAGCGUAAUCAAUUAAUUUUGGUCCUCAUUAUAAUAGAAAAUGACUUUAAUUAAUAUUAAAGUUCCUCGGGGCACCACCCUGAAAUAAGGAAAAACUGAAGCCAAUAAUUAAUUGAUCAGUCUCAUAAAAAACACUAAACUAUUAAUUCAGAAAUUGGAUUAACCCUAACCCAUCGCGUGCCAUCAAGCAGCAUCAAGUAACGGUCACAGGAAGUGACCGAAUGAGGUGACAGGAAGUGACCUGUCACAAUAAAAGUCCAGUUAACCACACCAAAUGAAUGAGUUCAUAUUUAAAGGCCCCCCUUUACCUUAUACUUCCUGCCUCAUUCUGAAUUUCGAGUGUCAUCUGAAUCAUGUGAUUACAAACUUAUUGGAGCGCGCCUAGCUGACGAUGAUCCUGGGAGUGAGUUAUACCUACAGCUCAUGUUCAGCUCAGGGAUCAUUUGCGUCUAAAAAUGUCAUGAUAAAACAAAAGCACCACAUUUUGUGUCUGUGCUUCUCAAGAAUCCAUCCCUACGUAAUAAACAAGUACACGUGUGAUGUAUAUUCACUAGAAUCAUACAUAUCUUCAAAAAAUUCCAGAAGUGAAUUUGACAUUAAAGUUUUGAGUUUUACAGAUUUGGAGAUUCCGCCUAAAACGUCCUUUACUAAAACCUCUGUAACUUUGCUUUGCUUCACUGUAUUAAAAUCAAUCUUGGCACAGGUAAUGUUCAGAUAUUACAAUAAUAAAAGUACAAUGCAAUCACACAAAAUGAACAAAUUGGUAUUUAAAGGUCCCAGUGAUUCCAACAUAUAUUAGCUCAGGAGAGCUCAACUUUCAACACAGUUUAAAUGGACAAUUAACUCUAAAUGACACCUUUACUUCAUACAUCAUAUUUAGUGAAAGAGACAGGUCAUGUGCUGAGAAUGGGAUUGGGCAGAGGUGAAGAGGAAGGAGGUGUAGACAGGGAGGAUAGAGAUAAAUCAGUUGUGUGACAAAAAGGUUUGGUCAUAAAGCUGCCAGAGCUCUGUGCUGAUGGAGACCUUGGAGGGAAGUGAACUCUGCUUUCCACAACUCCUCAACACCUCCUGCAGGAAGAUUGGGGGUGCUCACUUUGAGACCAUGCUGAUUAACAUUCUGCUGUCCUCCAUCUCUCUGAUCACUGCAGUUCUUAACCUGCUGGUCAUCAUCUCUAUCUCCCACUUCAAGCAGCUCCACACCCCCACCAACUUCAUCCUCCUCUCUCUGGCUGUCUCAGAUUUCUUCAUGGGUUUCGUAAUGUGCUUUCAAAUUAUGUACUUAGAUGGCUGCUGGUUCUUUGGUGACCUCAUGUGUGCAUUUGGUCAGUAUCUAGUAUACGUAGUUACCUCUGCCUCAGUUGGAACCAUGGUGAUUAUAUCUGUUGACCGUUAUGUUGCUAUUUGUCAUCCUCUGCAUUACUCCACCAAAGUCACAGAAAAAAGAGUUAUAGUCUGUAUUUGUCUGUGUUGGAUAUGGCCUCUAAUCAUUCAAGGUCUGAGUCUAAUUGAUGUCCUGGAACAACCAGGCAGGUAUAACUCCUGUGUUGGAGAGUGUAUCAUUGUUGUUAACUAUAUAGCUGGAUUUGUAGAUCUUAUUUUUACCUUCAUCGUUCCCAUUACUGUCAUUGUAGUUCUGUAUAUGAGAGUUUUUGUGGUGGCUGUGUCUCAGGCUCGUGCCAUGCGGUCACAUAUUGCAGCUGUCACACUCCAGAAAUCAGUGAAAGUAACUGCUAAAAAAUCUGAAAUGAAAGCAGCCAGGGCUCUUGGUGUUGUUGUAGUUGUGUUUCUAAUAUGUAUCUGCCCAUAUUAUUGUGUUGCUAUUACAGGCCAAGAUAACUUACUCAAUGUUUCAUCUGUUGGCUUGAUAAUAUGUUUGCUGUGUUUAAACUCCUGUCUAAACCCCAUGAUCUAUGCCUUUUUUUAUCCCUGGUUUAGAAAAUCCAUUAAGCUCAUUGUUACAUUAAAGAUACUGCAGCCUGACUCCUGUGAGACCAACAUACUGUAGAGAGACUCUGUGUAAUGCCUGAGAUUUGUCUUUGCAUUAAUAGAAAAAUUUACUUGGUCAUGGAAAUUGCCAUUCUGUUUAUUAAUAUAACAGUGGAGCUAUUUGGGGUUUGUCCAUCUGCAUGUAUUUUGGACAAAUCACCACGUCUAGGAUUCACUGUACAGUCUGUAGGUAUCAGGACUGUGACACAUUUUUGUUAUGCUGACUGUAUGCUUAAGCACAGUGGAUGUGGAAGUUUUAUAUCCACAUUAAAAGAAAAGUGUAGGCAGUUGUACCCUGUAUUAUACAUGACUGAAGUCUGGGACCCACAGACAUUAGCCGAUACUUUGUAUUGUAUCUACCUGGAGAUGUUGUGCCAGGCCUGUAAUGCAGCCAUUUUGUAUGUGAACACCUUUAAAUACAAGCCCAUUUAAAGCUAA